AUGGAUGAUUUACAACAUCCUCUCGUCGUAUCCACACCACCUUUGCGCGGACCCGUGGAUUCACCCGCGCCCAUUGAUGCAGCUGAAGCAGCUUCAAAUUUGAAGGCUCACAGAGGCAGUAUGUCACUAGCCACGACUCAGUUCGAACAACAAGCUCCUAUUGAUAGUCGAUUAUUACGUGGACGAUCGAAAUCAUUAGCUGUGGGCGCUCAAGCAUGGAAUCCUCGACUUCCUAUGGAUUACUUUUCACCUAGUCUAAAUAGUCAUAGCAGCCAUGUAAAUACUGGUGUACCUUACAAAGCGAGAUCUUGGGAGCCCACACUAGAAAGGGCGAUUAGGGCCAUCGUGUCUAUAAAAGCAAGUCAUGUCAGAAGUUUUGAUACAGAAACAUCAGGUGGUUAUACAGCUACGGGCUUCAUUGUAGAUGCUGCUCGAGGCAUCAUCUUGACAAACCGUCAUGUCGUUUCACCCGCUCCCAUUGUCGCUCAAGCUGUUUUGACAAAUUAUGAAGAAGUUGAUUUGAAACCAGUGUACAGAGAUCCAGUUCAUGAUUUCGGUUUUAUGCAGUUCGAUCCCAGUAAAGUUAAAUUUAUGGAAUUGGAAGAAAUAAGCCUUAGUCCAGAGAGGGCAAAAGUUGGUUUGGAUAUUCGGGUUGUUGGCAAUGACGCCGGUGAAAAAUUGAGCAUUUUAGCUGGUACGCUGGCCCGAUUGGAUAGAAGAGCACCCGAAUAUGGUAUUGGCGAAUACAAUGACUUCAACACUUUCUAUCUUCAAGCCGCCUCUGGUACUAGUGGAGGUUCAUCUGGUAGUCCUGUUCUUGAUAUUGACGGCCACGCCGUAGCUCUCAAUGCCGGUGGUGCCAGUCGCGCUUCUUCCUCCUAUUAUUUGCCGCUUGACCGUGUUGUGCGUGCUUUGGGUUUUAUCCAGCAAGGAAAAACGGUUCCUCGUGGUACUUUGCAAACAGAAUUCGAAUAUUUACCUUACAACGAAGUUCGUCGUCUUGGUUUAAAAGCUCAUAUUGAAGAAAAGGUACGCCAUAAAUUUCCUGAAGAAACAGGUAUGCUGGUUGUCCGUUCUUUACUACCUAAGGGCCCAGCCGAUGGUGUUCUCGUACCAGGCGAUAUUAUCAUUGGCUGCAAUGGCAAAAUGGUUCCUCACUUCAUUGCUCUGUUCGGAAUUUUGGAUGAUAAAGUCGGGAAGGAAGUAUCGCUUACCAUCAGUCGUGGUAAAAAAGUGCAGGAAGUUAAAGUAACCGUACAAGAUCUACACUCCAUCACGCCUGAUCGUUUUGUGGAAAUCGGAGGCGGUAUUGUUCAUGAAUUAUCCUAUCAGUUAGCAAAAUCCUACUCACAACCUACUGGAGGAGUAUAUGUAGCGACAUCGGGUCAUAUGUUGGCUAGCGCCAGUGCUUGGAGAAAGAGCAUCAUUGUUAGUGUGAACAAUGUCCCGACACCCAAUUUGGAUGCAUUCGUGGAAGCUAUGAAGCGUCUGCCAGAUGGUGCUCGUGUUCCUAUCAGAUUUUACGCACUACACAAGGCCUACAAAGAUAAAGUCAUGAUUAUGCAUGUUGACCGACACUGGCAUAAAUUCAGAAUGGCUGUCCGCAAUGAUAUGACCGGCUUGUGGGACUUUACAGAAUUGGCUCCACCACCCUCUACCAUCCCUUACACUCCUUCAACAGCCACUUUCCCUCCAUUAGACCCAUCUAUGUCGCUCGCUCAGAAGCUUAUGCCCUCUUUCGUUGCCAUUGACUUUUAUUUGCCUUACUUGGUAGAUGGUAUGAAAGCCACUCAAUUUUAUGGUACUGGCUUCAUAGUUUCUACCAACCCCCCGCUCAUUGUAUGUGAUCGUGAUACCGUUCCUAUUGGUCUCGGUGAUAUUUUUAUAACAUUUGCCAACUCUAUCAUCAUUCCCGGUCGUCUCCUUUUCUUACAUCCCUUCUACAAUUACGUCCUGUUAACUUAUGACCCUAAACUCAUUGGCGACACACCUGUCAAACCUAUUGAAUUUAUUGAGACAGAAUUGAACCAAGGUGAUGAAGUUCAUUUUGUUGGUAUGGGUACUGACCACUCUGUCAUUAUGAAAAAGACGACAGUUUCAUCCGUUUCCAACAUCGGUACGCGUGAAUGCUCUCCUCCUCGUUGGCGUGCCAUGAACGUAGAAGGAAUCAAGAUUGAUGAAAGUAAUUCUCAAGGCGGUCUCAUUACAAACGAAGAAGGUCAAGUGCAAGCAUUAUGGAUUAGCUAUUCCUCACAAAAUGAAAAGGGCAAAGACAUUUCAUUUAUGUCUGGUCUCAUGUCAUCGUUGAUUAAACCCACUAUUGACCAAUUUUUGGAAAGCGGUGACAAAAUUACUUUUAAGGGUUUGGACGUAGAAUUAUGGACUAUGCGAAUUGCGGCUGCUCGUACGUUAGGAUUAGGCGAUAAGUGGGUUAAAAAGAUUGAAGAAAGCGGUUCGACACGACAUACAUUGCUUUAUGUAUUGAAUAUUUUGGAUGAGCGCAGCCCUUGUGCCAAGGUUCUCCAUGUAGGUGAUGUCAUUUUGAGCGUCAAUGAUAGACUUGUCACUCGUAUGAGUCAUAUGAUGUUUGUCCAUCAAGAAGAUACAGUAGAUAUGGUCAUCUUACGUGAUGGGAAGGAACUGAAUGUGACAGUACCGAUGAGCAAGUUUAGCGGCUAUGAAACAACACGUGUCCUUGGUUGGCAAGGUGCUCUUAUUCAACGGCCUUAUAAAUCAGUUUUGGAACAAGUGCGUAAUGUUCCUGCUGGAGUUUAUGUUUCCUGUACACUUUAUGGUUCACCUGCUUCUAAUGUGCUUCGACCUGGUGUUUGGAUUGUAGAGGUACAAGGAAAACCUGUAAAGGAUUUGGAUCAAUUUUUGGAAGUUGUACAUGACCAUGCGAAAGAAUUAAGACAGCGUCGUCGAUCAAGUUACAUACCUCCUGUUCAACGAUCUCUUGAAGAGAAGGAAAGACAGGAGAAGGAACAAAGAGAUGAAGAUGCUUUGAUACCGGAUAAUGCUUCAACAGUAGAAGAUGAAGAUGACACGAACGACGAAGGAUAUAUUCGAAUCAAAACUGUGAGCAGAAAUGAGACUGUUCGUGUUGUGGCUCUCAAAUUAGACCUGCAUUAUUGGGAUUCAUGGCAACUGAUCCAUGAUCCAUCUACUCUCUCAGGCUGGAUCUCGAAAAGUGCUUAGAACAAUUAAUGUAUACAACUUCUGCCCUUAUGUAAACUGAUAUUAUUACAAUUGUACAGAGUUUCCAAUUUACUAUAAAUCGAAUAUAUUUUUUUUUCCAAUUAUGUAUCUAUUUUUUAAAAAGACUCCUUAAACAUGUUGAGGGCUUCUUUAUAUACAUUUGUGUAUUUGGCAAGCUUGAAAUCAGCAAAACUCGUUCACUGUCAUUUUUGAGAGACGCACUUCAAUUGCAAAACGCAUCUAAUUCCUUUUAUCUCCUUCCGCAAUGUACAGUGGAUUUGGCU
Mycotypha africana is the source of this 3482-nucleotide messenger RNA. RefSeq names its product trypsin-like cysteine/serine peptidase domain-containing protein. Gene Ontology annotation, biological process: proteolysis. Gene Ontology annotation, molecular function: serine-type endopeptidase activity; protein binding. Lineage: Eukaryota; Fungi; Mucoromycota; Mucoromycetes; Mucorales; Mycotyphaceae. The transcript is spliced from 6 exons. Bases 1 to 3198 code for a protein of 1065 amino acids. The record is from RefSeq and is a predicted model, not a curated record.